Arvicanthis niloticus (Nile rat) is the source of this 1292-nucleotide messenger RNA. Lineage: Eukaryota; Metazoa; Chordata; Mammalia; Rodentia; Muridae. The record is from RefSeq and is a predicted model, not a curated record.
AAAAGUGUCCAAGGCUGUCCCAGUGGUGCUGGUAGAGAACAUGAGAUUCCUAAGAGUAGGGACAAAGAACAAAGCUCCCUAAAGCUUAGAGUGCCCAUUCCUGGGAAUAGGUAAAAACAAACUGCCAAGAUCCAGGGCAUUAAACCAUGGCAUUGAGCAACUAACAUCAGUAACCCAUGAGACUUCUAGUUCUUUGAUCUGAAAAUGUGUGGGAAGCCAAAGAUGGUUGGGAAAGUGUUCGGUGGCCAGGACACAUUGGCUGGCCAGUGGCCAUGGCAGGCCAGCCUGCUGUACCGGGGCGUGCAUCUCUGUGGAGCUGUCCUCAUCGACUCCCACUGGCUGGUUUCCACAGCCCACUGUUUUCGAAACAAAUCCCAGGCCCCAGAGGACUUUGAGGUGCUGUUGGGAAAUAAUCAGUUGUACCAGGAAACAAAGCACACUCAGAAGAUUUCUGUGAACCAUAUCAUCAAUCACCCAGACUUUGAGAAGUUUCAUUCUUUUGGGAGUGACAUUGCAAUGGUGCAGCUGCGUCUGGCUGUAAACUUCACAUCCUAUGUUGCACCUGCCUGCCUCCCAUCUAAAGACACACAGCUCUACAACCACACAUCCUGUUGGAUAACUGGUUGGGGAAUGCUUUCUGAAGAUACAAAACUGUCACCACCAUUCUCACUCCAGGAGGGUGAGGUGGGCAUCAUUGAGAACGAGCUCUGUGAUGCCUUAUAUGGGCAAAGAGCAGAUCAAAGCAGGAACUAUGUACAUGAGGAGAUGCUGUGUGCAGGGGGCCUUUCCACAGGAAAGUCCAUCUGCAGGGGUGAUUCUGGGGGUCCCCUCAUCUGCUACCACAUCAGUGUAUGGGUCCUGGUAGGACUGGCCAGCUGGGGCCUGGACUGUCGGCAUCCCAUUUACCCCAGCAUCUUCACCAGGAUCACCUACUUCACUGACUGGAUCAGCCAAGUCAAGAGACUCACUCCACUUCCAGAACCAGGAUCUAUGUCUCUUCACACAGAACUUCAAUCCAAACCUCUCAAGGCUGCUGGCUCCCCACAACCCUGCAGCAUCCUUAUGGCUGCACAAAUCUGGUUCCUGCUGCUAUUUAUCCCUGAAGCUCCACAGUGGGCUUCAAGGUGAGCACCAGGCAUUUAAGCAUUCCUUACUUAGCCUUUUUUCCCUGAGAUACAGCCUCCACUCCUUUGUUUACCAUCUGCACCUUUUCCUCAUCGUAUCUGGCUAUUCACUGUUACUACCCCCCAAAAGCAUAGAAAAACCUACCAAUAAAGCUUUAUCUUUCUUCA